CUUUAUAUACUCAACAACAAAGCCAAUAUACAACAAUGCUCUUGUCAGCCGUCUCUCAUCACAAUGAAGACAGAAGCUUAUAAGUCGAUAUGUUGCUCCCUCUCUAGACUUUCUUCUCCAGACAAGCAUACAAACCACAACAACAUACUACUUAACAAGAGACUUUUGGAAAGAUGAACAACACCGAGCAGAACCAAGCGUCGGAGCAGGAAGGUAGGGAGAGCCAGGAGGCCGAAGCAGCUGCCGAGCUGCUCAGAGCAGUCGAAGAGGCCGGAAGCGACGAGGAGGAGGUCAAGGAGGAGGUGAAGGAGGAGGUCAAGGAGGAGGACCAGGAUGAGGAGGUGAAGGACCGCGUUUAUUGUUACUGCAAUGGGCCCGGAACUGGUCGCAUGGUGGCAUGCGAUGGUGCCCGCUGUGUGCGGGAAUGGUUCCACUUCCGGUGCGUUGGACUAAAGACCGCGCCUACCACCAAGAGGUGGUACUGCGACGACUGUCUGAUGCUCGGAUAGGUACAGGUAAGGGGCU
Messenger RNA from Sphaerulina musiva SO2202, 525 nucleotides. RefSeq lists its product as uncharacterized. The record is from RefSeq and is a predicted model, not a curated record. Lineage: Eukaryota; Fungi; Ascomycota; Dothideomycetes; Mycosphaerellales; Mycosphaerellaceae. Gene Ontology annotation, cellular component: nucleus; Rpd3L complex; Rpd3L-Expanded complex. The coding region runs from base 174 to 509 and encodes 111 amino acids. Gene Ontology annotation, biological process: regulation of DNA-templated transcription. The transcript has a single exon.